AUGAGCAGUACGGCAGGGAAGCUCGUGACUUCGAGAUCGGAGCUCGAAUUGGAUCACCCUAACAUCGAAGAUUACCUUCCUUCUGGUUCCUCCAUCAACGAGCCUCGCGGCAAACUCCGCCUGCGUGAUUUGCUCGACAUAUCACCAACGCUCACUGAAGCUGCUGGUGCCAUUGUUGAUGACUCGUUCACGAGAUGUUUCAAGUCGAAUCCUCCGGAGCCUUGGAACUGGAACAUUUACUUGUUUCCAUUAUGGUGUUUUGGGGUUCUUGUUAGAUACUGUAUUCUCUUUCCCUUGAGGUGCAUCACUUUAGCUUUUGGGUGGUUUAUUUUCCUUUCAUCGUUUAUUCCUGUACAUUCUCUUCUCAAAGGUCAUGAUAGGUUGAGGAAAAAGAUAGAGAGGGUCUUGGUGGAAAUGAUAUGCAGCUUUUUUGUCGCAUCGUGGACAGGAGUUGUUAAAUAUCACGGGCCACGGCCUAGUAUCCGUCCAAAGCAGGUCUAUGUUGCCAACCAUACUUCCAUGAUUGAUUUCAUUGUCUUGGAGCAGAUGACUGCUUUUGCUGUUAUAAUGCAGAAGCAUCCAGGUUGGGUUGGGCUUCUGCAAAGCACAGUAAUGGAGAGCGUAGGAUGUAUCUGGUUCAAUCGUUCUGAGGCAAAGGAUCGUGAAAUUGUAGCGAGAAAGUUAAGGAACCAUGUCCAAGGAACUGACAAUAAUCCUCUUCUCAUAUUUCCUGAGGGGACAUGUGUAAAUAAUAAUUAUACAGUAAUGUUUAAGAAGGGUGCUUUUGAAUUGGACUGCACUGUUUGUCCAAUCGCAAUCAAAUACAACAAGAUUUUUGUUGACGCCUUCUGGAACAGCAGAAAACAGUCAUUCACUAUGCACUUGUUGCAACUCAUGACAUCAUGGGCUGUUGUGUGUGAAGUGUGGUACCUGGAACCCCAAACUAUAAGGCCAGGUGAAACAGCAAUUGAGUUCGCAGAGAGAGUCAGAGACAUGAUAUCUCUACGGGCAGGUCUCAAAAAGGUCCCUUGGGAUGGAUACUUGAAGUAUUCGAGGCCAAGCUCCAAGCAUAGUGAACGCAAGCAACAGAGUUUUGCGGAGUCAAUCCUGGCUAGACUGGAAGAGAAGUGA
This is a messenger RNA of Arabis nemorensis, 1131 nucleotides long. The record is from the annotation of a GenBank genome assembly. Lineage: Eukaryota; Viridiplantae; Streptophyta; Magnoliopsida; Brassicales; Brassicaceae.